Molecule: messenger RNA, 1663 nt
Organism: Yamadazyma tenuis ATCC 10573
Lineage: Eukaryota; Fungi; Ascomycota; Pichiomycetes; Serinales; Debaryomycetaceae
Source: RefSeq, a predicted model, not a curated record
GAACUAUUACUAAUAGCAGGUCUUUUUGAAAGUGUGGUUGGUCGAACCUUAAAUCUGCAGGGAGCUUCCAUUUUGCGCUCUACACACAAAGUGAGAUCUGCAUCGGGGCAGUUUUCUUCUAUAUAUACUCUGGUAGUUGGUUAUAUAUCUGACCCUUCACUCCAGUAUCAAUUUAUUUUUUCAUCUACUAGGGUUCUUUUUCCCUUUUUCUUGGUUCUUUAUUCGAAGUGGACCUCGCCUUUCCCCUGCAUAAUUGAACGUAGCUGUUUCGACUUGUGAUCCAUAAAUCCCAGAUUUUUUUAUCCAUCCAGUCCAUUUCCUUUUAAUUCUUUAUCCGGGUGCUUUGUCUUAUAUAUAUUGAAAAUCCUUCCAUUCCCAACGGAUCCCUAUAAUUCCUCCUCCAUCCUCGCCUUAUUGAUUUCCCCCAGUUAAUUUCCUUGGUUAAACUCCUUUGUUUAAUCUCAUCCUCUCUCGUGAAUUCCUAUUUCAUAUGGCCUUUGAACUCACUUUUUUGGGAAGCUCUGGUGGGCCCAUAGAAGGCUCCAACUGCUGCAUCCUCAUAAAACCACUGCAUAUAUCAUACCAGGAUAUCGUGGAGAGAAACCUCCAAAAUGAAGUUUUGUGUGUGGACGCCGGAGCUGGCCUCGCAAAAUUAAGCGAAGUUAUUUUCAAUGAGACCCACGACCUACCAUCCUGUAACUUAUUGAAUCUUUACAACGACUCACUCAGCGUCGACGAAUACUUCAAGACAAGCACCUCCAAGCCGUUUGCGGUGUUCAAGGGCAAGUCUCCCUUCCUGGCGGCUGUGGAUGUGUUCAAGAAUAUCAAGAGUUACUUAAUUUCCCAUCCGCAUCUCGACCAUAUCUAUGCGUUGGUAUUGAACUCACCGAACUUCACCGAGGCGAACCCGAAAGAGGUGUACGGAAGCUGUGAUACCGUUCACGCCUUGAACUCUCAUAUCUUCAACGGGAUAAUUUGGCCCAACAUGCAAGAAUUUGAAAUUGUCAACUUAAACACAGUUGGCUUCGAGUCACCCUUUGACGUCAGCAGCUAUUCAGUUAAGAUGUUCAAAUUAAGUCAUGGAAAGUUGCAAAGGGGCCACCGAAAUUCCUCCAUUUCCAUAAACGAAAAUUUUAAGGGAAUCUAUCAAGAAUCUAAAUCGGUUACCUAUGUGUCGUCUGCUUUCCUCAUAAGCUAUAAGACCAUCAAUUCGAGGGUUUUGGUAUUUGGAGAUUUCGAGAGCGACCAUAUCUCCAACCAGAAUUUCAAUGAAGUCAUCUGGAAGGAAAUUGUCCCUAUGGUGCUAGAUAAAUCCCUCAGUGCCAUAGUCCUUGAGUGUUCCAAUUGUAAUUGUGUGGAAACUCUGUUGUAUGGGCAUUUAAACCCUAUACAUCUCAUGAGGGAAUUGUACAAGUUGAAUGGUUUUUGUGUGAAUGCUUCCGGCACAGAAAAUCCGUUGAAAGAUAUGCACGUCAUAAUCAAUCAUGUUAAAGAGACUGACGGUACAUUUGAUCCUAGAGCCACCAUUUUGAGAAACUUGGAGAAACUUAAUCUCGAUUAUAACUUAGGCAUCAACUUUUCAAUUGCAUUAUCAGGUGUGUCGAUCAUUGUAUAGAUAUAGGUUUAUAACAGAUGGUAAAAUCUUCUACUUCGAUUUGAUUCU